AUGCAGAAGCGCCAAGUCAAGGAGUUCAUGGGAGCCUUUGGCGGUCUCGUAGAGCACUGCUUCACCUCGUGCGUCGACGACUUCACCUCCAAGGCCGUGUCCACCCGCGAAAACGGCUGCAUCAACCGCUGCGUCACGAAGUGGAUGGCUACGCAGCAGCGUGUCAGCGACCGUUUUCAAGAACACAACGCGCAGCUCACGCAGCAGAUGCAGAAUAAAUGA
Messenger RNA from Metarhizium album ARSEF 1941, 222 nucleotides. RefSeq names its product Tim10/DDP family zinc finger containing protein. The record is from RefSeq and is a predicted model, not a curated record. Bases 1 to 222 code for a protein of 73 amino acids. The transcript has 2 exons. NCBI's taxonomy places the organism in Eukaryota, Fungi, Ascomycota, Sordariomycetes, Hypocreales, Clavicipitaceae.